GAGCUGACGAGGCGUGCUCACUUGCUCCAUUAUGAGGAAGCAGGACUGAGAGCCAAGAGAGAAAAAGAGAGACUGGGACCAGAGGAGAGGUGCUGCCUGGGUUAAACUUAGCAGUGUUAGGCUCAUUUUUUCUCUCUCUUUUUUUCACCUCCUCUUUGUCUGUUUUGAAGGGGGGGGGGGAGCAGAUGGCUGGGGCUGACAGAGCAGAGAGCACAACGCCAGUGCGGGCAUGAGGAGCUGCUUUCACAGGAACACUGGGCACUGCAGGGAGCCAUUCGCGUCUUUCCUUUGUUUCCCAUAAUUGGCAGAGGCAGGUUUUAACAGCAAGAGAGGAAAUCUAUGUCGAGACGAAGGAGGAGGCAGAGAGAAAGAGAGAGAAGGAGAGUAAAACAGAGGACCUCAGAGGAGCAGGGGAGGUAGGGACCAUCAUCCACAAGAGAGUUUCUUGAGGAACCGAGAGUUUUAUCCCAAAGGGAUUGACUCAUAGCCUACAAACACAACAAGGGUUGAGUAAUCAGUCCUUUUCAUUGGGGAAAGGAGAGUUUGGACUCACGUCAUUGUCUGGAAGACAGUGACUUAUCUGGGGACAAUCUCCUCAAUCUGUCUGCACCCCAACAAACAAAGACCUAGGACUGGUUGUGACCGCAGACACAGUGACCCUAGUGGUCGUGAUUGACUUCAGACGUUUUCACCCCAAUCCACUGAUUCCCUGGGUCUCUGGUCAUCUGGAAGCUGAUUUCAUGCACCCGGUCCGGUGGUGUAACGGAUGUCUGUGCGGUUUAAGAUCGCAGAUCUCAGACCCUUACGGCAAGAUGACAUCGGAAGACAUCUACAACCUGCCCCUCAACGUGUACGUCAUCAUCCUGGGCAUCGGCCUCUUCAUCUUCAUGCUCAGCCUGAUCUUCUGCUGCUACAUGUUCAGGUUAAGGCGACAAGGCACAAGGGAGCAAUAUGGAUAUAAUGAGGUUGUUUUGAAAGGAGCAGGAAAGAAACUGAGUCUUCUUGGACAGACCUGUGCAGUGUGCUUAGAACAGUUCAAAAGCAGAGACGAACUUGGAGUGUGUCCCUGCUCACAUGCCUUCCACAAGAAGUGUCUGUUAAAAUGGCUGGAGAUCCGCAGUGUCUGCCCUAUGUGCAACAAACCUAUCUGCCGUUUGCAGCCAGACCCCCCACAGGGUGCAGAGAGGCCCCAGGGCCCAAUGGAGGUGUGAGAGGAGAGAAGGACCCCACCACAGCACCUCAACACCACUAACUACAGUCCCAACCUGUCUCUCCCAGACCGCCUGACCCCUAAAAAUCACACCCUGGUCCAGGUGAAGGGAAUCAGGCAUUCCAUCCUGACCUCUCCCAUAUAUCCUAGUUCUGACAGACUAUUUAAAUCCACUGCACUCUUUGAAGGUGUUAGAGCCCUGCAGGUGUGUGUGAGAUAAGACUUUAAAGUGGAACUCAUAGAACAAUAUUGGGGGACAAACUGACAAACUGUCAGUACCCUCCAUCCCAUGUUGCCAAUUGAAGAUAGGGUGUCUGAUUGGUCGAUGAGUAACAUAGGACCUGGAUGGAGGUGACACCCACAUACCACGCUCAUAGCUGCCAAUAUGGACCAAUGAGGUAUCCAGCUAUGACAUAGGGUACAGUGACCCUGUCUCUAAAUAACACAUCAGGGUCAUUCUUGAUUUGCAGUGCCUUUUGGGCAUGGCAUUUUGGAAGACAUUUACUUCAUUUUUGUUUAGUUGUUUUUAUUUAAAUGUAUUUGGGUACAUCUUCCCAUUCGAAAUAAAUGAAUAUGGCCGAUUAAUGACUUUAAGUCAUUUUGACGAUAACCUUCUGCCACCGCUAGGAGUAGUAACACCAAUGAUGCCAUUAUCUAUGUCAGAAAGUGCAACCAUUCUGCCUGCACUGUCGAGUUGAGAGACGGGCAUCGCGUAGGAGUGACCUACCUGUCGGAAGACAAUGCAAUGUUGGUAACACCAAUGACACAUUUUUUGUAAUUGAGGAUUUUCUUAAAUGGAGACCACAGCUGCUCGGAUGUAAUGUCAUUAACCCUUAAUUUACUCAAGUUCUAUGAUUGAUUGCUCACAAUGUAACUUCUCUUCAUUUAAAUUGAUUAGCCUAACACUAAUAACACUUUAUUUAGACACACCAUAUUAUAGCACUCUAAAAGGGUGUGAAUAGCUAACAACUUUCUUUAAUAUAGACUACUCCUCCGAAAAGAGUUUUUCUUGGAGAGAAGGCUCAAGGUCCAAGUAUAUCUUUUGUGUAAUGAGUAAUCUCAGAAACCCAGAACUAAAAUCGUAUGUAAUUGCGUCAGAUGCUCGAUUCGAUUCUGGAGGAGAUGUAUUAGGAAGGAUACUAACACGACUAGUGAAGUCUCUUUAAACAAUGCAUUAAAGAUACAGUUUUGCAGUAGAAAGGACUUGCGUUAAUAAACAGUUCAAUAUAAACAAAGAAUGUGUAUGAUGUGUAACUAUUUGUCAUAAAGUGUUUUUCAUGGUUGAAAAGCCGAGGGACGCAAAUGCCGUCGCAAUUCACUUAAAUAUAUAGUCUUUAAGUUAUUUCUAAGGAAUUGUUUUGUAUUAUAACUGACUUUCAAUAAAGUGUAGUGUUUCAGUGAUA
Oncorhynchus nerka (sockeye salmon) is the source of this 2613-nucleotide messenger RNA. Its product is annotated as RING finger protein 122-like. NCBI's taxonomy places the organism in Eukaryota, Metazoa, Chordata, Actinopteri, Salmoniformes, Salmonidae. Bases 741 to 1211 code for a protein of 156 amino acids. The transcript is spliced from 7 exons. The record is from RefSeq and is a predicted model, not a curated record.